Onychostoma macrolepis is the source of this 1536-nucleotide messenger RNA. Its product is annotated as olfactory receptor class A-like protein 4. The coding region runs from base 361 to 1368 and encodes 335 amino acids. The record is from RefSeq and is a predicted model, not a curated record. NCBI's taxonomy places the organism in Eukaryota, Metazoa, Chordata, Actinopteri, Cypriniformes, Cyprinidae. Gene Ontology annotation, cellular component: membrane. Gene Ontology annotation, biological process: G protein-coupled receptor signaling pathway. Gene Ontology annotation, molecular function: G protein-coupled receptor activity. The transcript has 6 exons.
GGCAGCUUCAUUGAUUAUAAUGGGAGCGAUCCAACUGUGUCACGUCACGGCACUGGUUUCACAGGAGAACGCCAGUGUUUGAUGGAAAGAUGACACAAGAGGUCAGUGGUCAUCUCCAUCACUGUCUGUUUCUCUUGGACGCAUAGACACCAACAGUGUGGAAAAACAGAUAUUAAUAAGGUCGUCAGCAGGACCAUUGGUUUGAUAUUUAUCUGGUAACCACGGCCCAUAAAAGGGGCUCGCGGUCGGUGGGCGGAGAGGGAGGCGCUGGGAUGGAGAAAUGACAACAUCUCUGAGACGUUCUGAGAGAAGCUCCAUUCACGAUUGAAGUCUGAAGACAUUUGAAGUGUUGGAAGAAUCAUGGCCCCUGAAAGAAAACCCACGAGCGUCAGUCAGCAGAUCUCUUCGUCUCCGUUCUACUUCGCUCUCUACGUUAUUCUGGUGCUGCUGGGGAACAUAGGAAACACCACGGUCAUCGCGGUGGUCGGGGACAGCCUUCUGCGCGAGACGGGCGUCGUCCGAAGCUCUGACGUGAUUCUGGUCAACAUGGCUUUCUCCAACCUCAUGGUGUCUUUGGUUCGAAACACGGUCGUGAUGGUGUCCGAUCUGGGAGCGGAGGUUUUCCUCAGUAGAGAUAUGUGUCACAUUAUGAUGGGCAUCUGGGUUUGGCUGCGCUCUGCCAAUGUUUGGUCGACGUUCUUUCUCAGCGCGUUUCACUUCCAGACGUUGCGUCGGAUCGCUCCGCCCGUCAUCACCCUGCACGGCCCCCGCGGGCCCCCUGGGUCCCUCAUCCUCGGCUUCGUCCUCGUCUGGAGCCUCAAUCUCAUCUACGCCAUCCCAGCAUUCAUCUUCUCCAAGAACGGAGAUGAGAACUCCACCGAGACGCUGAUGUUGGUGAGCAGCACCACUCGGCCGCUGAUGGGCUGUAUUUGGGACUUUCCGUCGGCCUACAGCGGCCUGGCCUUCGCCACCUCCUCCAUGGUGAUCCACGAAUCCCUUCCCAUCUGCCUGAUGAACAUCACCAACCUGGGCUCGCUGCUGACGCUGUACACUCACGGACACUCGCGCAACGUUGCCAACAAGAGUCAGGACGCGCCGGUCAUCACCCGGAUCCCCGCAGAGCAACGGGCGGCUAAAGUGAUUUUGACUCUAAACGUCCUCUUCAUCUCGUCUUGGGGAACGAACGUCAUCUCCGUUAACUACUUCAACUAUAACCGUGGAUCUUCCACGGAGUUCCUGCUCAUCAUCGCUCGCUUCGCCAACAUGAGCUUCAUCGCGUUCUCGCCCGUCGUCCUCGCCGUGGGCCACAGGAAGCUGCGGGCGUUCAUAAAGUCAGUCCUGUCGCGUGUCAUCUCUCUGUUUGGAUAGAUGUCAGAUAUCAGAGACACGCUGCGUUAUGAAAUUGUUUCAGCUGUCGCAUCUGAAUUCUCAGGUCUGUAAGUGUCAGUCAAUCUGAAUUCUCUGUGACUGAAGAAAAGUCUUUUGUUUGGACAUUUUGGACUUCAUCAUGUUUGUCUUUGAGUGGUUUGUACUUGU